AAGCCAUGGGCGCUUCGAUGGUUUCCGGAGCAUAGAUUUUCUUCGACCAAACCAUCCGGCCACCUGCAGAAACACUGCAAAACCCACGGCGUCCGUGGUUUCCGGAGCAGACAGUCUUCGACCCACCAUGUCCACGGGACCCCCUCAGCAACCCGUCAACCUCUUCCUUCGUCGGUCUCCUCCGUCGCCCCGAAACCGAGCUUGAAGAAGAAGAGAGAGCAAGAGACGUCAAGCUCGACAAGCUGCAACAAUGGUCGCCUGCAUCGCCGCACUCUUCGUCCUGCUCUUUUGGCUCCCAACCUUCACGUCGUCGUCGUCGUCGUCUUCUCUCUCGGUCUGCAUCGUCGGGAGCGGGAUCGGCGGCUCCUCGGUGGCCCACUUCCUCCGGGAGUAUGCCUCCCCGUCCGCCUCCAUCUCCAUCCGUGUCUUCGAGCGGCGCGGUGUCGUCGGGGGUCGCAUGGCGAGGGUCGCCGUCGGCGGCGAGAGCUUCGAGGCCGGCGGGGCGAUCCUCCACCCCAAGAACUACCACGCCCUGAAUUACACCAGACUGAUCGGCUUGAAGAUCAGGUGGCCGAAUGCCACGUCGGCAAGCGACGGCCGCGACGAUGAUGGUGAUUUUGGGAUUUGGGAUGGGAAGAGCUUCGUCUUCAAGACGUGGAGGGUCAGCUCCAAGCUCCCGGUCGUUGACAAGAUCGUGUCGUUCGCCAACAAGGGGCUCUUGUUCUGGCGCUAUGGGUUUUCUCUCAUUCGCAUGGACAACUUCGUUCAGAGGACUGUGAAUAACUUCCUGAAGUACUAUGAAAGCACCGACUCGAGACCCGUCUUUGAGACGGUGGACGAGAUGCUCAAAUGGGCAGGGCUCUACGAUCUCACUGGGCAUAAUUUAGAGGAGGAAUUGAUCAGUAUUGGGCUGUCUCCCUUGCUGAUAAGGGAACUCAUCACUAUCAUCACAAGGAUUAAUUACGGUCAAAGCGUAAGCAUCAGCGGACUUGCUGGUGCUGUUUCCUUGGCUGGAUCAGGGGGUGACUUAUGGUCUGUCGAAGGAGGAAAUUGGCAGAUGGCUGCUGGUUUAAUCAACCGUUCUAAUGUUGAUCUGCACCUUCACGAGGCUGUACAGUCUAUUUCUAAUCAUGGAAACUAUUAUGAGCUCAAUUCCUCCGAAGGUAACAGCUAUAAGUGCGAGGUUGCUGUGGUUGCCAUACCAUUGGAUGAGGUCGACAUUUGCUUCGACCCUCCUCUUUCAAUACCUCCAAGGAAGCUACAGCACACUCAUGCGACUUUCGUGAGGGGUCUUUUGGAUCCUGCAUACUUUGGGCUAAGCUCUGUGGAAGAAAUUCCAGAACUGGUCAGUACAAUCGAGGAUCCUGGCAUUCCAUUCUUGAGCAUUUCAGUUCUCAAGCGACACGAUGAAAAAGAGGUGACUUACAAGGUUUUCUCGCACGAAGCCAUGGUAGAUACGUUGCUGGAUCAGAUAUUCAGUGUUCGGAAGGACACGAUCCGCAUCGACUGGGGCGCUUACCCCCGUUACAAGGCUCCUGAAGUGUUUGCCCCAUUCAUUCUGGACGGGCAGCAUCUGUACUACGUCAAUGCCUUUGAGAACGCCGCGAGCACGAUGGAGACGAGCGCCGUUGCAGCCGAGAACGUCGCGCGCCUGAUCCUGUCGAGACAUUUCAGCCAUGUGCCCUUGAAGCGUUCGGGCUCGGAGAGCUCUACGGUCGACGCGGGUUUGCAUUUGGAGCUAUGAUGAGGGGUCAGAUACUUGAUGAUGAAUUGUGUAAAUUUUGUAAGAUGUAACUCAUGACUUGAGCACCUUGAUGCAAGGAGCACUGGAAUGUGAUAUAUAUCUUGUGAUGGAUAGCUUGGAAAUAUGGUUUUCAUUUUAUGAGACAUCUUAAAAAAUG
Eucalyptus grandis is the source of this 1901-nucleotide messenger RNA. RefSeq names its product farnesylcysteine lyase-like. The transcript has 5 exons. Lineage: Eukaryota; Viridiplantae; Streptophyta; Magnoliopsida; Myrtales; Myrtaceae. Gene Ontology annotation, biological process: prenylcysteine catabolic process; prenylated protein catabolic process. The record is from RefSeq and is a predicted model, not a curated record. The coding region runs from base 251 to 1744 and encodes 497 amino acids. Gene Ontology annotation, molecular function: prenylcysteine oxidase activity.